AUUAUACUGAUAAUGAUAGUAAUCUGAAACCAUCGUACCAGGAAGAAACUUAUCACAUAGAAAAUGAUUAAUUUUAUUAUGUAUAUUGUGUUUUUAUUCUUUUAAACUUAUUUGGUUAAUACGUCGAUCAGGAAAUGAAAGAAAGAAAUUUGGAAGCUGAAACAGAACUUUUUGAGAAGUCGAAAACCAAGAAAUUGGGAGUUGAGAUAAGCAGCAGCUUCAGCAUGGAUGCAGAUGCAGCACUCGAUGGUGGUAAUGGGUUGAUGGAAGCAUCGGUACCAGGGGACGUAACGACACCUGAAGCUGAGAGAAAUGCAGAACCUUAUGUUGGUAUGGUGUUUGAAACAGAAGCUGCUGCUAGAGCAUACUACAAUGAAUAUGCUGGCCGAGCAGGAUUUUUGACCCGCAUUAUAUCGUCCUGUAAAUCAGAGGGGGAUGGCUCAUUCGUAUCACGUGGGUUUGGUUGUAGAAACAUUCCUACUAGCCAAAAGACAGGUAAUAUGUCAAAUGAAGGUGGACAAAAACAAAGGGGUGGUUGUACUGCAACACUCUUAGUAAAACGAGAGAAUGGAGGGAGGUGGGUUGUCAAGAAAUUCGUGCGAGACCACAACCAUCCUUUGGUAGUUUCACUUCCCAGGAGAUGCCCUACUUUUGAUGAGAAAGACAAAAGGAUUCAGGAGUUAACUGCUGAAAUAAGGGUAAAGAAACGUCUGAGUGCAGCAUAUAGGGAGCAGUUACUUAUUCUCAUGAAAGAUGUUGAAAGUCAUACUGAUCAUAUAACAUCAAAAGUUCAAAUGACCCGUAAUAAUCUAAAAGAACUCGAAGAGAGAAGGCAGCAGCUUUCAAACCACAACAAACCAAGUUUGUAGGCUUUACAGUGAUGUUCAUCAUCUGAAAACAUGAAGGGGAACUGGAAGGUGUCAAUUCAUGUUCGAGGGGAAUACUCUGAUUUGGCAGGAUAAUAUGAAUUUGUGACAGUUUUAGCCCAAUAAUUCAGCAGCAUAUUUUUUUAAAAAAAAAUAGUCUUUUAUAGGGCCCAAACAAACUGUCACAAAACCAUAUUAUUUGGCUAAAUUCAUGAAUUCACCUCAAAGAAGAAACAGCGUCGUUUUGUCCACAUUGACAGCCGCUAGUCAUCUCUGGUUGCCAAUUGUGUUUUCCGACUCUGAAUUUCAGAACAAUAUUCUCUCUAAAGCCAGGUUUAGCCAUCUCUUGGAGCAAUGCUUAAUCAAUAUUGUGAAAGAUGCAGAAGCGGUGGCACGCCAGCUUGUAGACGCUUACAGUUAACCAGAACGAAGAAACUGUUGAAGCUGACGAGCAAUCAAAAGGCAUCUUGAGUUGGAGUAUAUUAGUGGAAGUCCAAAUUAUUUUGCAUGAUCUUAAUUAUUGGUAUAAAGCCGAGCAUUUCAAUGGCUUUUAUGUACUAUAAGUCUUGAGAUUGUUUGCCAAGAUGUACAAAUAAUAUUAUAGCAGGUUGUUGGCAUGUUCUUCCGAGGAGAUCAAAUGUGAAAUGAUUUAUGGAUGAACUGCUAUGUCCUGUAGCUAAAUUCUUAAAAAACCAACAGCUAUGGGGAGGCUCCGUGCCUCUACAUAUCUCAUACCAUCUGCCUCAUUCAAUGAAUUUCACUUUCUUUUCCAUUAUUA
Salvia splendens (bonfire salvia) is the source of this 1644-nucleotide messenger RNA. Its product is annotated as protein FAR1-RELATED SEQUENCE 5. NCBI's taxonomy places the organism in Eukaryota, Viridiplantae, Streptophyta, Magnoliopsida, Lamiales, Lamiaceae. The transcript has 4 exons. The coding region runs from base 135 to 869 and encodes 244 amino acids. The record is from RefSeq and is a predicted model, not a curated record.